Molecule: messenger RNA, 1548 nt
Organism: Lathyrus oleraceus (garden pea)
Lineage: Eukaryota; Viridiplantae; Streptophyta; Magnoliopsida; Fabales; Fabaceae
Exons: 11
Coding region: 254-1303 (349 amino acids)
Cellular component (GO): endoplasmic reticulum; COPII-coated ER to Golgi transport vesicle
Source: RefSeq, a predicted model, not a curated record
UGGGAUGAGAUAUUUAUUUGAAAAAAAAAAGACAAAGAAAAAGAGGAGAAGAAAACACGUUUCUCGGAAGAAGGAGGCGGGUUGGUGAAACGUUGCGGUGGAACUUCCUCUCGUUUGAAUUUUCCGUUCUCCUCAAUUCUCAUUCAAUUAUCUCUUCAAUCCCACCAAUUUCGUUUUCCUUUUUCCGAUUCAUCAUACCCAACACUCUCUUCGUCAAUUCAAUUGAUCACAUACAAACCAAAAAGGGGAAAACAUGGGAAUGAAACAAGUACUUAAGAACCUCGACGCAUUUCCUCGCGCAGAGGAUCAUUUAUUGCAGAAAACCCAAUCCGGUGCUCUUGUUUCGGUGAUUGGUUUAAUUAUAAUGGCUACGCUGUUUCUGCACGAGAUGGGUUAUUAUCUCACAACUUACACUGUUCAUGAGAUGUCAGUGGACUUGAAACGCGGAGAAACUCUUCCAAUUCAUAUAAAUAUGACAUUCCCUUCUUUGCCUUGUGAUGUUUUGAGUGUGGAUGCUAUUGAUAUGUCUGGCAAGCAUGAGGUGGACCUUGAUACUAACAUAUGGAAACUUCGUUUGAACAGUUAUGGCCAGAUAAUUGGCACCGAAUAUAUAUCUGAUCUUGUUGAAAAGGAACAUACCGCUCACAAUCAUGGUGAUGGUAAAGGUCACCAUGAGCAUUCAGAAGAAAAAGCUCACUUGCAGUCCUUUGAUGAAGCCACUGAAAAUACUAUCAAGAAGGUGAAGGAGGCAUUGAAAAAUGGGGAGGGAUGCCGGGUAUAUGGCGUUUUAGAUGUUCAAAGGGUUGCUGGAAAUUUCCAUAUUUCAGUUCACGGACUAAACAUAUAUGUUGCACAAAUGAUCUUUGAUGGAGCAAAGAAUGUGAAUGUUAGUCACGUUAUCCAUGAUUUGUCAUUUGGCCCCAAAUAUCCAGGAAUUCAUAACCCGCUUGAUGAGACAUCAAGGAUUGUGCAUGAUGCGAGUGGAACUUUUAAAUACUAUAUAAAGAUUGUUCCAACUGAAUAUAGGUAUAUUUCAAAAGAAGUUCUACCGACUAAUCAGUUCUCAGUUACAGAAUAUUUUUCCCCCAUUACUAGUCAAUUUGAUCGGACAUGGCCAGCUGUCUACUUUUUGUAUGAUCUAUCGCCUAUUACUGUCACUAUCAAGGAAGAGCGCCGCAGUUUUAUUCAUUUUAUUACUCGGCUUUGUGCCGUGCUAGGUGGAACCUUCGCUGUAACAGGGAUGCUGGACCGAUGGAUGUUCAGACUUGUUGAAGCUGCAACUAAACCAAAGACUAAAAAGUAGAUCAGUCAUGACAAUUUCAAGCAACUCUCCUGCAUCCCCAAGAGAUUCCAGGCACUAUUUGGAAUUUACUUCCAUAUUCACAGAUAUGAAAUGCAGCGGCACAGUUGAAUCAAGUAUAUCAAUAUUUGAACUUUCACAAUUUUGUGCUCAGAAUUCCUUGUAUUGUCUGACAAAUGAUUAGAUUAAUCCCUCUUGUUUUACAAUGGAUGUUUUGAAUAUAGUGAUUGCGCAGAGUUAUAUUGUCA